Meira miltonrushii is the source of this 1021-nucleotide messenger RNA. RefSeq names its product UBC-like protein. Bases 256 to 720 code for a protein of 154 amino acids. NCBI's taxonomy places the organism in Eukaryota, Fungi, Basidiomycota, Exobasidiomycetes, Exobasidiales, Brachybasidiaceae. The transcript has 4 exons. The record is from RefSeq and is a predicted model, not a curated record.
UAGAUAUAAGUACAGCUUUUAAAACAUUAAGUAUAUUGUAAUAGACGCCCGCAUAACAUAACCGCACGGACCUUUCCCCUUUUUUAAUUUUCUGGCGGCGGGCGGGCGCUAGGCCACAGGGUUUUUGGGUUUUGUGUGGGUUCAUUAAGCUCCUCUCUAUUUGGAAGAAUGACUUGAUGGCUAUCAGCACCUUUUAUACUUCCAUCACACGACAACCAGAUCGUCUCAACGUAGAAAAGGGUUCUAUCGAAGAGAAUGGCUCUUCGGAUCGCUAACAAGAGACUUACAAAAGAACUUGCAGAGAUCCAUAAGUCAGGUCCUCCAACUGGAACAACUUUACUAAACGCAGAAGAUCUUAAAGAAUGGAGAUUCUCUCUAACCGUUCUGGGCGAAAGUGUAUACGAAGGUGAAACGUUUGCAUUGCGGUUUAGGUUCAACGACAAUUAUCCAUUAGAAGCACCCGAAGUAGUCUUUCUUACUUCGCCUCCCUUCAAAGCACCCGAACAUCCUCACAUUUAUACCAAUGGACAUUGUUGCGUUUCCAUCUUGUCAACCGAAUGGAGUCCGGUGCUCAACGUGACAAGUGUUUUAUUAACGAUGCAAAGCAUGCUUGCAAGUUGUAAAAAGAAGGAGAAGCCAAAAGAUAAUGACAGAUAUGUAAAACAUGCGCCGAUAUCUCCCAAAGAUACAGUUUGGUCUUUUCAUGACGACAAUGUCUGAAUUCAUUCCAUCGCCUCUGAACCUCCAUUUAACUUUUCGCACUUUGUACUUUAUCUCACAACAUCAAUGUCCAUAUUGACUCUGUACAAAUAAAUACAACUUCCUCUCUGUACGAUCGAUGCACUGUAUCUUUUUCCCUUCCAUUGAUAUUCAGUCCCCUAUGCGCUGAAUACAUUCUGGGAAAGUGGGGAUCGUUUCGAAGUGGUGCGACCACCGUAUCGCUGUGCUUCUCGAUGAACGUCCGAAUGUGCGUUUGAAUUCGAUACAGAAAGUCCCAUCUGAACUGUCGAUAGGGGCGGCA